Messenger RNA from Ricinus communis (castor bean), 471 nucleotides. RefSeq lists its product as uncharacterized. Lineage: Eukaryota; Viridiplantae; Streptophyta; Magnoliopsida; Malpighiales; Euphorbiaceae. The record is from RefSeq and is a predicted model, not a curated record. The coding region runs from base 1 to 471 and encodes 156 amino acids. The transcript is spliced from 2 exons.
AUGUGCGCUGAUGAGGAUUCUGGUAUAGAUGAGGCAGAAUCUGCUGCCCUGGUCACAAUCUCAGGAACUUCAUAUAGAGUGAAGGAAGAAUUGGCUCCUAUUAUCAGCAGUAUUAUUAAUCACCAUGGAUUCAUAGCUGCAAAUCAUCUUAUUAAGUCACCAGAGGGUCGUUCUAUGGCAUUUGAUACAUGUUUGGAUGUCAGCUGGCUCCAGCGAAGAGUGGAAGACAUCUUAGAGGCAAAGAAGUUGAUCAAGCAGUCUUCCACCUUGAAGGAGAAGAGGGAUAGAAUCCAUCAAGUCAUCAAAGAGAAGAAGAUUAAGCUAAAAGAACUUCAACAAAAAGUGAAUUUAGCACAGAAGGAAUUGGAAAUUGAGCAAGCUGAGGCUGAAAAUAUUAAGUCAAUUAUCUCAAAUGCUAAGGCCAAAGUGAAGUACUUUGUUGAUCAUCUACCAUUUGAUGGCCUCUUCUGA